Grammomys surdaster is the source of this 1335-nucleotide messenger RNA. RefSeq names its product forkhead box D4 like 3 (gene Foxd4). Gene Ontology annotation, molecular function: DNA-binding transcription factor activity, RNA polymerase II-specific; RNA polymerase II cis-regulatory region sequence-specific DNA binding. The transcript has a single exon. The coding region runs from base 1 to 1335 and encodes 444 amino acids. The record is from RefSeq and is a predicted model, not a curated record. NCBI's taxonomy places the organism in Eukaryota, Metazoa, Chordata, Mammalia, Rodentia, Muridae. Gene Ontology annotation, biological process: anatomical structure morphogenesis; regulation of transcription by RNA polymerase II; cell differentiation.
AUGAACUUAGCAAGAACUGGGCACCUUCGCUCCACUCCGCCGCACAGUCCUCUAAGCUCCGACCAGGAUGAGGUGGAGAUCGACGUGCUGGCAGAGGAGGAAGAUGGAGAUCAGACGGAAGAUGAUGAUGGUGAGGAGGAGGAGAGCCAUAAGUGCCUGGAGCGAUCACUGCAGAGGCCCGGAGACCGCACUCUUCCAGAGAGGAGCGCGGGGGACCGCGGCGACCUGAGCAACUCCUCCGGGUUCCUCCGCAAGUUCCGAGCGCCGCGGACCCCGGCGACCACCACAGCCGACGGCCCGCAGCCCUCCAAGCCCCCGUACUCCUACAUUGCUCUCAUCACCAUGGCCAUCCUGCAGAGCCCGCACAAGCGCCUGACGCUCAGCGGCAUCUGCGCCUUCAUCAGCGGCCGCUUCCCCUACUACCGCCGUAAGUUCCCGGCCUGGCAGAACAGCAUCCGCCACAACCUGUCGCUCAACGACUGCUUCGUCAAGAUCCCCCGCGAGCCAGGCCACCCGGGCAAGGGUAACUACUGGAGCCUGGACCCCGCCUCCCAGGACAUGUUCGACAACGGCAGCUUCCUCCGGCGCAGGAAGCGCUUCAAGCGCCACCACCCGCCCCCGGGAGGCCACCCGCACUGCCUCUUCCCUUCACCCGCCGUGCCCGCCACCCUGCAUGUCUCCCAGCCCAGCCUCCUGCUCCGCUACUCUGCCCCGCCGCAGCCUAACCUCGCAGCUCAUCCUGCCACUCCGCCUGGGAGCCGACCGUGCGCGCCGCUGCAUCCGCAUCCCCUCCGCUACCUGCUGCUCGCGGCCCCGGCCUAUGCGGACGCGCCUAGAAAAGCCGAAGGCACGGACCCCGUUAAUCCCGUCGCCAUCCCCGCGUUGCAGCCCGCACUGGGCUCCCAGCCUUGGGAGGGAGACCAGGGCUCUGGAUCCCAGUCCGGACGCGGGUGCUCCUCGUUCACCAUCGAGAGCAUCAUGCAGGGGGUUACAGGGGGAGGAACUGGGUCUGCGCAGAGUCAGCCCUUCUCUCCAUGGAGCUACUGCCACCUGCUGCAGCACCCACCGUACCUGCUGCACCCCCAGGCUGCUUCCCCUUUGUUUCACGUGUCUGCAGCUUCCCGGACAAUAUUGCAGCAGCAGCUGCCGCCGCCGCAGCAGCAGCAGGAACAGCAUCACUGUGCCAUUAGCUGCGCUCCGGGUAAAGGCAUGCGGCUAGGCCGGCACCUGUCCACCGUUGCAGCGCUGUUGAGGCAACAGCCUGCAGCUGGGGACUGUAGGCUGACAACCCUGGCCGCUCUUUCAGAAAGAGAGGGGACCUUGCCAGCAUUUUAA